AUGUCGUUCAAGUCUCUCCUCUUCGACGUUCGCUUGGCGACCAAGGUGCACAUUGUGCAACUUCUGCUGGCAGUUGUUGUCUUGGGCCUCGCCGGCUACAAAGGAACCAUCAACACCGGUGUCCCUGGAGGCGCUGGCCAGAUCACGCCUAUCACAGCUGUCAGUUCUCGAGCGUUGACGUUUGUCUGCGGACAUCCACUAAUCCUACCACAGAGUGUCAAGAGCAUCGUCUGCAUCCUUUACGAGCUCCUCACUCGCCAUGUGGCCCGGCUCCAAAAGUUCGGCAGGCUAGGUGUCUACAGGGUCCUCAACGUGUUGGACUUUCUCUUGUGGGGUGUUGCUACCGGCAUGGUGGCCUACUCUGCUUCGCGGUACUGCGUGGGCGAAGCGUGCUCAGUCACGCAAGGCAUCAUCGCUCUCGGCGUUAUCAUUUGCCUGCUCUCGAUCCAGCCAGCUUGUGCUACGAUCACGGAAGCACGCGACGCCAAGAAGGCCCCCAGGGCAUACGAUGCCGAGAUGGCAAGGCCGCGCAAGUAA
Messenger RNA from Emericellopsis atlantica, 537 nucleotides. RefSeq lists its product as uncharacterized. Bases 1 to 537 code for a protein of 178 amino acids. The transcript has 2 exons. NCBI's taxonomy places the organism in Eukaryota, Fungi, Ascomycota, Sordariomycetes, Hypocreales, Bionectriaceae. The record is from RefSeq and is a predicted model, not a curated record.